AUGUUUCGCAUGUCCAAGACCCUCGACGUCAUCACCCUCUUCCACAAACCGUCCAUCUCGGCCUCGGUACGCGUGCAGAAUCUCCUCAAGCAAGCGUCGGCGCAGGCCUCGCAGACCGCCACAGAGGACCAAGCCACGGAUCACACGGCGCAGAACGAGACGGUGACCCGCGACCCUUUCGAGAUCGAAGUCACCGAGGCGCCGCCCACUCCGGACCAGCUCAAGAGCAUCUUCGAGUACCUCGGCGGCGGGGUGGCAGGGGAGCUCGUCAAGGGCGCAGCUAGCCAGAGCGACGCGCUGAGAAAGGUCAAGGAGGAUGGAAACGCCUUCACGAGACCCGUGGUCGUGGACUGGACGAGGGGAAAAGCCGUGAUCGGUGAUAAGCAAAGUGAAAUUUUGAAGUUGUUGAAGGCGGAUGGAAAGUAG
Exophiala spinifera is the source of this 426-nucleotide messenger RNA. RefSeq lists its product as uncharacterized. Gene Ontology annotation, molecular function: oxidoreductase activity. The record is from RefSeq and is a predicted model, not a curated record. Bases 1 to 426 code for a protein of 141 amino acids. Lineage: Eukaryota; Fungi; Ascomycota; Eurotiomycetes; Chaetothyriales; Herpotrichiellaceae. The transcript has 2 exons. Gene Ontology annotation, cellular component: mitochondrion.